Culex pipiens pallens (northern house mosquito) is the source of this 624-nucleotide messenger RNA. RefSeq lists its product as uncharacterized. Bases 1 to 624 code for a protein of 207 amino acids. The transcript is spliced from 2 exons. The record is from RefSeq and is a predicted model, not a curated record. NCBI's taxonomy places the organism in Eukaryota, Metazoa, Arthropoda, Insecta, Diptera, Culicidae.
AUGUCCUUCCGGUGCAUAUCGAGCCUGUUCGACGUUACGCCAAAAACAGCUUCAAAGUACUUUCGGGGCUUUGUUCCGUUGCUGGCCGAUUUCCAGAAUGUUCGCGCAGUACUUGACUGCACUGAGGUGCAGCUGCAACGAUCAACUUGCUUACACUGCCGAAUACUCACCUACUCUCACUACAAAGGACGAGAGACGGUGAAGUUCUUAGUCUCGGUGACCCCUGGGGGUGUGUUUAAUUACGUGAGCCAAGGGUUCGUCGGGAAAGCUUCCGACAAGUUCAUUUUCAACGCCAGCGGAAUGAUCACCAUGUUCGACGAAGGCGAUUCUAUCAUGGUGGAUAAAGGUUUCGCCAUUUCCAACGAGCUGUCCCAACACCGGCUUGAGAUGAUCCGACCACCACUACUGCAGGGGGAGCAGCUGAGCACAGAAGAAGCGAAGCAAAAUGCAUCAAUCGCUCGAGCCCGAGUGCAUGUCGAGCGUUCCAUACAGCGGUUGAAAAACUUCAACAUUUUCACUAACAAGUUCGAGCUUAAUCUGGUCCCAUUUAUCGACGACCUAAUAAUUAUUGCCGCCGGAAUAACUAACCUGUCGGAUCCUAUUUUGGCAGACUCUCGUUUCUGA